Molecule: messenger RNA, 4383 nt
Organism: Coffea arabica (coffee)
Lineage: Eukaryota; Viridiplantae; Streptophyta; Magnoliopsida; Gentianales; Rubiaceae
Molecular function (GO): RNA-DNA hybrid ribonuclease activity; nucleic acid binding
Source: RefSeq, a predicted model, not a curated record
AUGGAUGCGCUGGAGGUUGAUUCCCCCAAGAUUUUAGUUUCGAGGACUGAUGAUUGCGAAAGGGAAGUAGGCGGGCAGGAGGCCAGGUGUGUGCCAUCCUCCAAUACUUUUGCUGUAUUGCAAGCACUUGCAGACAAGGAGUUCCAGGAUUUUGAGCGCACCCCGUCCAGGUCUGAGGCUCAUGCUCCAACAACUAGGCCGAAACACAGAAGGCAGUACUCGGACGGGGAUAUACCAGGUGAAGUGGCACAAUGGGCUAACCUUAAGGAGUUUCAUAGGGUGUUGCAUCAACGAUUGUCGCCUGAUCAGAUGGCAACGGGAGGGAUGCUGGACGGGGUGCAGGGUGCUGCGGCGCAGGUGGAGCAGCAAGAAGCCGUGGGGAAAGUUCUUCUAGAACCAUUGUCGGAUACACCGCAGCUGGAGGUGGUUCGCCGGUUUCUAGGUUUCGACAGAGCGUCGGUAGCAUUGAAUAAUAAGGUAUGGGUUUUUUGGUACGAUGAGUUGUCAUUGUGCUUCAGGGAGAUGGCCGAGCAACUCCUUCAUAUGGGCAUUUCUUUUCCGUCUGGUUGCUCGAUUCAGCUUUCGGCUGUAUAUGCACGGUGCUCGAGGGUGGGGCGACGCGACCCAUGGGCAGCAAUGGAAGAAUUGGCGGGCUCCGUGCGGGGGCCUUGGUUACUGGCAGGGGAUUUCAAUGUCAUUACCACUGUGGAGGAACGAGCGGGUGGUUCUCCAGCCAAUGCACGGAACAUUGAGGAAUUUAACGCGGCCAUUGGCACCUAUGGUUUAGCGGAGGUUCCUUUUGAUGGGUCGUUAUUUACAUGGACGAAUGGUAGGAUGUGGCAGAGAUUGGAUAGGGCUUUGAUGAAUCGGGAUUGGGCUGAGGGUUACGAUCUCUCCCAUGUGUCUCAUUUGUCCAGAGGGCGUUCGGAUCAUGCUCCGCUGGUUAUUACUGCCAACAAUGGAAGAAAAGGGAAAAGUUCUUUUAAAUUUUUAAAUGUAUGGCAGAGGCAUUCAGGUUUUAUGGAGGUGGUCCGCCAGGGUUGGGCGAUGCCCGUGGAGGGGCUGGGUAUGCCGAAGUUCCAUAAUAAAUUGUGGGCGGUAAAAGGCUGUCUGCAAACAUGGAAUGUACAGGUCUUUGGUAAUGUUUUUAACAAAGUGAAGGAGGCUGAGGCUGUUAUGAAACAAAGGGAGGAACAUUUUGACAAGGAGAGGGAUUCAGUUUCCAGAGCAGAACUGCAGGAGGCAAAGGCGGCUUAUGCAAGGAGCUUGGCAGUGGAGUGUGAGUACCGGAGACAAAAGUCGGGCAUCAAAUGGUUGCAGGUUGGGGAUGCUAAUUCGGCAUACUUCCAUUCUCGUUGCCGCCAACGCCGAAGUUAUAAUUUUGUGGCCCGCAUUAAAGAGCAAUCUGGAGCAAGGCUGGAGGAUAUACAUGAUAUUAGGCGGUCAGCCGUGGGGUUCUUCUCCUCCUUGUUCGCAUCUGAGCAACACGGUUUUCUCCCUCCAGCACUUCCGUUUUCGCUCCCUCAAUUAACGUCGGCAGAUAAUGACAGGUUAGGUGCCUUGCCUGGAAUGGAAGAGUUGAAGGGGGUGGUCUUUGCUUUGGAUGCAGAUAGUGCUCCGGGUCCGGAUGGGUUUGGGGCAGGUUUUUACCAGGUGUGCUGGGAUAUUAUUAAUUCUGAUUUAUUGGAGGCGGUACAGGCCUUUUUCCAAGGUAUGCGGCUGCCUAGGUGCUUUACUAGCACUUCCAUCAUUUUAUUGCCUAAGGUGGCGGGUGCUGGGCAAUGGAAAGAUUUCCGGCCAAUAAGUCUUUGCAACGUCUGCUCGAAAAUUAUUUCCAAGCUCGUCUCGGAUAGGUUGGCUACGGUUCUCCCUACCUUAAUAUCCCCGUGGCAGACAGGGUUUGUGCCAGGUCGGGGGAUAACGGACAACAUUCUUCUUACUCAGGAGUUGGUGGUGGAUCUGGAUAGGCGGUUGAGGCACCCAAAUCUUAUGCUAAAAUUGGAUAUGGAAAAGGCGUAUGACAGGGUCGAAUGGCCUUUUCUUUUGUUUAUGCUUCGGAAGUUUGGAUUUGCUGAACAUGUGGUUGACAUUAUUUUUCGCUUGGUGUCUAAUAAUUGGUUUUCUGUCUUGGUGAAUGGAGAGCCUUCUGGAUUUUUUAAGUCCACGAGGGGGGUUAGGCAGGGUGACCCGGUUUCUCCUGGCCUUUUUGUGUUAAUUGCGGAGUUUUUAGGCCGUGGGCUGCACCAUCUCCUGGAUAGUCAGCCGCACAGGCGGUUUGUUUCAGCAGGGACAGUAGUCCCCUACCUGGCCUUCGCCGAUGACAUGCUCAUUUUCACAAGAUGUUCAGAGGAGUGCUUGUCUGCGCUCAAGGGUUUUCUUUCGGACUAUCAAGAAGCAUCAGGACAGAGAGUAAAUGUCACCAAGAGUUCUUUUUUCUUGCCGUCAUGGGCUUCUCCGGGCCAGGAGCAGUUGGUACAUAGGGGUCUGGGGUUCAACAGGCAGACAUUUCCUUUCACCUAUUUGGGGGCUCCUAUUUAUAAAGGCCGGCGUUGUGGUAUCUUGUUUGAUGGAAUUGUUUCCAAAAUGAGGAGUCGUCUUGAACAUCGGAGCACGAAUUUGCUAUCUUUUGGGGGUAAGCUUGUAUUAGCACGGCAUGUCCUUGCUUCGCUGCCCAUGUAUUUACUUCAGGUGUUGGAUCCUCCCAAGGCUGUGCUCACUAGGCUGGGCGUACUUUGUAAUUCCUUUCUAUGGGACCAGAACGGGGAGAGGCGCAUUCAUUGGUCCUCCUGGGAUAAUUUAUGCUUUCCUGUUGACGAAGGGGGCCUGGGUUUCCGCUCUUUCAGGGACAUGGCGCGAGCUUUCUCCGCUAAAUUGUGGUGGCGGUUCAGGCUGGGAACUUCUGUUUGGGCAGAAUUCAUGCACGCCAAAUAUGUCAACGGUUGUCAUCCAGCGGACGCGGCACCCGUGCGACCUUCGGCGAUUUGGAGGCGUCUUCAGGCGAUACGUCCCAUGGUUGAGCCGAGCAUUAGGUGGUGUUUAGGGGAUGGUUUGGUGGAUUUUUGGAAAGAUCGCUGGGUCCUUCAUGAGCCUUUGGAGAGUGUGGUGGUUCGGCCUGAUCAUCCUCACUUCCUUGUCUCCAAAUUUAUUACGUUGGAUGGGUGGGAUGAAUUGCGUCUUGCCCAGUGGGUCCCGAGUUUUGUCAUCCAGGCUAUCAAGGACACGCCAUUCGACGUAUCUCAGAAAGAUAGGAUGGUUUGGCUACCUUCUCCGACGGGUUGCUUCUCGGUUAAGUCGGCAUGGGAGGUGCUCCGACAAAGGAGGCAGUAUUCCUUGGUUGACUCACUGCUAUGGUCUUCGGUGUUGCCAAUGAAAAUGUCGUUUCUCGCUUGGAGAGUGAUGCGCAAUUUCCUACCUUUGGAUGUGACUUUACGGUCGAGAGGUUUGUCUUGUCCCUCUAGAUGUGGUUGCUGUUAUCUGGAGGAGGAAGACCUUUUGCAUGUCUUCUUUAAGGGCCCGGUGGCCUCCGAGGUGUGGCGGAGGAUGUCUGCCCGUUUUGGUUUUCGAUUAUCCAAUUGCUUGGGCAUGGCAUCAGUUUUUAAAGCGUGGUAUUGGACGGCAGCAAUUCCUUCGAAGGACCAUAUUCGGACGUUUAUGCCAGUUGUAGUGUGCUGGUUUCUUUGGUCUGCCAGGAACCAGGAGCGUUUCCGCGGCGUCCAUUGGGGGAGUGACAGGGUCAUCUGCGAGGUAGACCAGUUCUUGGAGGGGCUUGGGAAGGCUAAUUUGUUUCAUCGGUCGCACUUCAACGGCGAUGUCGAUUGUGACUUACUUCGUUUGGUUACCACGCCGCGGCGGCGGAGGAUCCCUCGGGCGGUUAUGUGGGAAAAGCCGCCUUUUGGUUUGCUUAAAUUGAACUCGGACGCCAGUGUGAAGCAUGGCAGGGCCACGGGUGGGGGGCUAGUCCGGGAUUAUCAGGGAAAAAUGAUUUUUGCUUUUUACAAAGAAUUCGGGGACUACAAUGUGUUGGAGGCAGAAGGUCUGGCUUUACUGUUUGGUUUGCAGUUGUGUUCACAACGGGGGCUUCGCCCUUCGUUGGUUGAAGUGGAUUCUAAAGCCUUGGUGCAGUUGGUUGUCUCUGGGGUACUUGCUAAGUGGCCCUUAUGUAAUUGCUUGAGGAAAAUUAGGAGCCUUCUAGAGGGUUUUUCAGCCACUAUCGCGCAUGUGUUCCGUGAGGCCAACUCGGCGGCAGACAGGCUAGCGGAGAUGGGAGCAAUAGGAGUCACGGAAUAUGACCAGUUCCAGGAAUUGCCGGCAAUCGUCCGGGCCUCGGUUGUGCUAGACUCACGGAGUGUGCCUGGGGUUCGUUGGAUUAGCGAAGGGGUUUAG